Castor canadensis (American beaver) is the source of this 2969-nucleotide messenger RNA. The record is from RefSeq and is a predicted model, not a curated record. Lineage: Eukaryota; Metazoa; Chordata; Mammalia; Rodentia; Castoridae.
AUGAUUCUGGGCGCGAACGCACAAGUUGGGGCUGGCGCUGGAGCACCACAAGGGAGGCGCGCCCUGCGCUGUCCCGCGCUCAGGUCUGGGGACAGCAACCCGAGGAUGGGAGGUGCCCAGAUGGCCCGGGGAGCGAAGAAGGACAGUGUCACAGGUGUUCUGCAGAUGAAGCCACCAAGGGAUGACACCCUCCACUUUGUUGUCUUCACGACAGAGCGGGCAGACAAAUCUGUUCUUGGUCCUGAGGAUUUCAUGGAUGAGGAGGAUCUCAGUGAAUUUGGGAUAGCACCCAAAGCGAUUGUUACCACAGAUGACUUUGCUUCCAAAACCAAGGACAGAAUACGAGAAAAGGCCCGGCAGUGGUGCUGCGACGGCCCCUAUCCUGGAGCUACUCUGCUCGAUGACUUUAUAACGCCAGCAAAGUUGUCUGUGGGCUUUGAAUUGCUAAGAAAAAUGGGCUGGAAGGAAGGGCAAGGAGUUGGUCCUCGGGUGAAGAGAAGGCCACGCCGGCAGAAACCUGUAUAUCCUGGAGUGAAAAUCUAUGGCUGUGCAUUGCCUCCUGGAGGCUCUGAAGGAUCUGAGGAUGAAGACGAUGACUACUUGCCUGAUAAUGUGACCUUUGCACCUAAAGACGAUCACGCCUGUGGAUUUUCACAAGAUAACGUGCACGGACUGGCUUACCAGGGUCUGGACCCCCACCAAGCACUGUUCGACCUCGAGGCACUUAAUCUUUUUGGUGGAGUCGCCCGUGCCGGCAAUCUUCUUGAAGACGUUGGACUGAAUAAAGGAAGGAAGUUGGGAAUUUCAGGCCAGGCUUUUGGGGUAGGUGCCCUGGAAGAGGAAGAUGAUGACAUCUAUGCCACAGAAACCCUGUCCAAGUACGACACUGUUCUGAAGGAUGAGGAGCCUGGCGAUGGGCUGUACGGCUGGACAGCGCCCCGGCAGUACAAGAGUCAGAAAGAACCGGAGAGAGACCUUCGAUACAUUGGCAAAAUUUUGGAUGGAUUUUCCUUGGCUUCUAAACCUCUCUCUUCUAAGAAAAUUUACCCACCCCCUGAGUUGCCAAGAGACUACCGGCCAGUGCAUUACUUCAGACGUGUAGCCGCGACCUCUGAGAACUCCUGCUUACUGCAGGUGUUAUCAGAGUCAGCUGGAAAGGCAGAAGAGGAUGCAGGCACACACAGUAGGCACCAACUGAAUGCCUCCAAGCGGGGGGAGUUGCUGGGAGAGACGCCUGUCCAAGGCUCAGCUACUUCAGUGCUAGAGUUUCUGUCCCAGAAAGAUAGAGAGAGAAUCAAAGAAAUGAAGCAAGCAACUGAUCUGAAAGCAGCUCAGCUCAAAGCCAGGAGUCUGGCCCAGAACGCCGCAGAUAGCAGGGCCCAGCCCUCCGCCCCGGACCCUCGACGCUGCUCUUGGCACAUGAACUUGGGUGGUGGAACAGCCACGCCAAGAGCCAGCAACUUCAAACCUUUUGCUAAAGAUCCAGAAAAGCAAAAGCGAUAUGAAGAGUUCUUAGUACAUAUGAGGAAGGGUCAGAAAGAUGCUCUGGAACGUUGCCUGGAUUCCAGCAUGACCGAGUGGGAGCGAGGCCGUGAGCGGGAAGAGUUUGCUCGGGCCGCCCAGCUGUAUGUGUCUUCGCACUCAACCUUGUCCUCCAGGUUCACCCAUGCCAAAGAGGAUGACGAUUCGGGUCAAGUGCAAGUCCCUCGGGACCAAGAGAAUGACCUCACUGACAAGCAGUCCGCGGUGAAGAUGAAGAUGUUUGGGAAGCUCACCCGAGACACGUUCGAGUGGCACCCAGACAAGCUGCUGUGUAAGAGGUUCAAUGUCCCCGACCCCUACCCAGAUUCAACUUUAGUUGGCUUACCAAGAGUGAAACGUGACAAAUACUCAGUCUUCAACUUCCUGACACUCCCAGAGCCAACCUCCUUGCCUACAACUCCAGCACCGAGUGAGAAAGUGCCACAGAACCAUGGAUCCAACAAAUCCAGGAAACCAUCCCGAUGGGACACAUCUAAGCCAGAAAAGAAAGAAGAUUCCAUUAGCGAGUUUUUAAGUCUGGCUAGAUCAAAAGUGGGUCCACCUAAGCAAGAGGCCAGUCCCCAAGUAAGCAAAGAGGAGGAGCGUGCGCUGGAGCCGCCUUCAGACAAGGCUGUAGACAGAGCCGAGGGCUCGCAGACGGUAGAGGAAGGAGGCCGCCCAGCCAUGGACUUGUUCAAAGCCAUCUUUGCCAGCUCCUCAGAGGAAAAGUCCUCAUCCUCCGAGGAAGAGCCGGGUGACAGUGAGGAUGACCAGGAGGGCGCCGAGGAGGCCGAGCUCAAAAGUGUCCAAGAGACGGACACGGGGGGAGCCUCAGCUGUGGCAGCUAGCAAGCUGGAGCACAGUGAACUCGCCCCACUGCCCUUCCCGAUACAAAAGAUGCAGAUCGAUGAACGAGAAGAGUUCGGCCCUCGGCUGCCACCUGUCUUCUGCCCCAAUGCUCGGCAGAGGCUCCAGACCCCUCCGAAGGAGAGACAUAAAAAGAACAAAGACAAACACAAGACCCAGAAGGAGCACAGACGGAAGAAAGAGAAGAAAAAGAAACACAAGAAGCACAAACACAAAAGCAAGCAAAAAAUUAAGAAGUCAGAGAAAAGUAGCAGUUCUGAGGGCACCGACAGCAGUGACAGCCAGAGUGAUGAGGAGGGUCCCUCAGACCUGUCACCCCAGGAGCUGCUGAAACGGCUGAAGCGUCUCCCACUAAGAAGGCAGUAAUUGAACUCUGCGCUGGCCUGUCCCCCGUCACAUCUCCCUGUGAUGGAUGCCCACUGAUUGCUGAGUGCAUUGUACAGAUUGUAUUUAUAUGUAAAUUCCUGCUGUAAAAUAAUUUUUAAAACCUUGGCAUUUCAAAGACUGCCUUGAAAGGUUGCAGAAAUUGACUUCUAUUUUUAACUCCAGUUGGUGUCAGAGAGGAAAAUUCAGACUGAACG